UGCAGCAUCACCAGUCGAACCACUCCCAGUCAGCUCCCUGCUCCCCGUCACCGUUCAACCCGGCGUGUCCAGCACCGCCAUGAACCCAAUCGCAAUCUCCACGCCAUAAUGCGACCACCACGAUGUCUCCUCCCCGCCGCGGAGAAGAUCCUCCUCAAAGCAGCUGCACCCGCCAGCCGACGGUGCAUGUCCUCGUCCGCAGCCUUCCAGCCGCCUAGAAUAGUCGCUGCCACUCCAUGGAAGGGGUCUUCGUUUUUCCUCUCGAAUAGAUUGUUUGAUAGAUCGACAUGUCUCGAUUUUGUAAUAUUACGGCGUGCCAAUGGCAUUAGAUCCACGUCGGCUUCGGCGGCUACGAUAUCUUCUACGAAUACUGCGCAGACGGAGCCGGAACAGGAACUAGCACCUCAUCGAAGACGACAGGCUCAACGGAGAGAGAAAGCUGCGGCUGAAGCUGCGGCCGCUGCAGCUCGCGGCGAAAAACCACUACCUCCAGAUGCUUCAUCCCUCCUCGCUUCACACGCCGCUUCGCAAACGAGUUCUUUCCGCCGCUACCUCUCCGCAUGUCUCUCCCUCUCAAAACCCCGAUUAACAAUGCUCGUCGCCCUUACUGCUAUGGCUACAUACGCUUUAUACCCCGUUCCCGAAAUGCUGUCGCCGAGUACUACCGAGACGCCGAGUUUGAGUCCCUUAACAUUAUUAUUCCUCACGAUUGGCACGACGCUAUGUUCUUCUAGCGCCAAUGCCCUAAACAUGCUUUAUGAGCCUUCGACGGAUGCUAAGAUGACUCGAACUCGAAACCGACCGCUUGUGCGAAAACUCAUCUCUCAAAGGGCUGCGGUUCUGUUCGCAGUCUUGUCUGGAGUUUUGGGUACAGGCGCCUUGUACUUUGGUGUCAACCCCACUGUUUCCGGACUUGGGUUCGCCAAUAUUGUUAUCUACGCUGGAAUGUACACACCUCUCAAGGCCGUAACGGCUUUCAAUACCUGGAUCGGAGCGGUGGUAGGUGGCAUUCCUCCUCUGAUGGGCUGGGCUGCGGCUGCUGGCGAGACUGCCACAAAAGACGGCUCAUGGCGUGAGCUUUUGUUCUCCCCCGACGGUUCAUCCAUUGGCGGCUGGGUCAUGGCUGGUCUGUUAUUCGCAUGGCAAUUCCCCCACUUCAUGGCGCUCAGCUGGCCCAUUCGCGAAGAGUACAAAAAGGCCGGUCUUCGAAUGCUAGCAUGGACAAAUCCCGCACGAAACGGCCGAGUCGCUCUGCGUUACAGCUUCGUCUUCAUUCCCCUCUGUGUAUCUCUCUGCGCCGCAGGAGUAACCGAGUGGUCCUUCGCAGUAACGAGUUUACCAAUAAAUGCCUGGCUUAUCAAAGAAGCCGUGCGCUUCUGGCGGUACGAGGGUCACCAGGGCAGCGCGAGAAGCCUUUUCUGGGCCAGUGUAUGGCAUCUCCCUGGCAUUAUGAUCCUGGCUUUGUUACACAAGAAGGGAAUGUGGAGUAGAGUCUGGAGGAGUGUUUUUGGCGAAGAGGAGGGAGAGUGGGAGGAGGAGGAACUGGAUGAGAUGAUGGGCAUGGCUGCGGAGAGUGCAAAUAGCCAGUUGCAGCACGAUAAGCCUGUGCGGUGACGUGUAGGAUAACGAAUGAAUAUGUAACAACAAUUGUAUCUGUGACGGGAAAUAGAUUUGUCGCAUUUGGCUUUGUCAACUGUAAGAAACUCACUCAUACAUCACAACUGUAGAUUCUGUGAAUAGAAGAAGGACAUGAAAGACGAAACACUUCUUCAUAGCGAAUGCGUAAAUAGAUUGCAAAAGACAAUGCGCUGCUAGAUCCUCAU
Fusarium odoratissimum NRRL 54006 is the source of this 1823-nucleotide messenger RNA. RefSeq names its product protoheme IX farnesyltransferase, mitochondrial. Gene Ontology annotation, biological process: heme biosynthetic process. Gene Ontology annotation, cellular component: mitochondrion; mitochondrial membrane. The coding region runs from base 109 to 1614 and encodes 501 amino acids. Lineage: Eukaryota; Fungi; Ascomycota; Sordariomycetes; Hypocreales; Nectriaceae. The record is from RefSeq and is a predicted model, not a curated record. Gene Ontology annotation, molecular function: protoheme IX farnesyltransferase activity. The transcript has a single exon.